Nycticebus coucang (slow loris) is the source of this 5269-nucleotide messenger RNA. It is a transcript of the gene SH2B2, whose product is annotated as SH2B adaptor protein 2. Gene Ontology annotation, cellular component: plasma membrane. The transcript has 9 exons. Gene Ontology annotation, biological process: antigen receptor-mediated signaling pathway; intracellular signal transduction. Gene Ontology annotation, molecular function: transmembrane receptor protein tyrosine kinase adaptor activity. The coding region runs from base 3317 to 5191 and encodes 624 amino acids. The record is from RefSeq and is a predicted model, not a curated record. Lineage: Eukaryota; Metazoa; Chordata; Mammalia; Primates; Lorisidae.
CCACAUCUGGAUCUGAGGUCACUUGUAUAGUGACAGAUGAUUCUGAUUGAUGUCACACUCCCUGGUCCCUGGAGAGAGCUGGAAAUGCCUCCUGGCCCUACUCAGAGGCAUGAAGCCCAAUGUAAGCCCCAUCUCAUGAAGGAAACCUUCCUAACUCCUUGGUCUCCUCCCUCCAGUACCAAGGUAGGAGUCCCUAGGAGACCACUAGUUUAGAAACUUGUCUAGGUGCUAAGGAGCUUCAUCAGGAGGCCCUUCUUCCUCCCUGGAGCUGUCCUGAGGUUUUCAACUGCAGAUCGAUGGCCAAGGCUGCCCCAAGGAGAGGGAAUUCCCACAGUGCCCUAUGGCCCAGAGGCCCUGAAAAUGAUCUCACGCAAGUAGGGCAGCUAUUUUUACCUGGCACUUAAUUACAGGGUUUGGAUCCCAGAGGAGAAAUAUGAUGAGUUGGUGCUCCCAGCAGCUACAAGGGAGGGGUAUGCUGGGAACUGAGGAUCCUGGGAGGGCAGGCAAGGCGAUGACCCUACAUCUCAGCUCCACGGAAAGGCAAUCCCUUCUUCCUAACCCUGGGCUGGCCCCCUUAGGGGCUCCCCAGGGCAGGGCCAUAUCACUCUACUUACUUGGCAGCCAAUGGUGAUGUUGGAGCCCCGACGGUGGGGUGUAUGCACACCGGGGGCUGGGCCUGUGCUCCCAGGGAUGUUGGCCAUGUUGGGGAACAAGUAGGCAAGACCCCCAAAUCAUUGAACCCACACCACAUAGUUUAGCACUCUAGAAAGGUGAAGGAUGGAAAGGCCAGGAAUGAGGAGGAAGCUGGGGUGAGUAGACAGCAGAGGUCCCUGGAUUGGGACCUCUUCAAGUUUGGAUUUGGAUGGGAACUCUGGAGGGAAUAGGAUUCCAGAACGCGAGAAUAGAAGUAGAAGUGUACAGGCCACUGUGGUAGAAAGAAGUCUUGAGGUAGCAGGGCCUUUAAAGCUGGUGCAAAAAAUUGAUCAUGCUUUUUGUAAACACUAGGUCCUUAAAAAAGAAAAAAGGCCAAAAAAAGCUAGUCAUAUGGUCAUACAAUAAUCCCCUUUAUCCAAGGCUUUACUUUCUGAGAUUUCAGUUACCUGUGUUCAACUGAGGUCCCAGAGAUUCCAGAAGUAAAUGUAAGUUUUAAAUAGCACUGUUCUUCAUAGCAAGAUGAACUCUUGCCCCAUCCCACUCCUUUUGCCUGGGACAUGAAUUAUCCCUUUGUCCAGCAUGUCCACACUGUAUGUGCUACCUGCUUACUAGUUAUUUAGAAGCUGUCUUCGUUGUUAGAUCAAAAAAUCAUAGUAGGGGAUGGUGCCUGUGGCUCAGUGGAUAGGGUGCCGGCCCCAUAUAUAAUGAGAGUGGUGGGUUUGAACUCAGCCCUGGCCAAACCGCAACCAAAAAAAAAAAAAAAUAGCUGGGCAUUGUGGUGGGCGCCUGUGGUCACAGCUGCUCAGGAGGCUGAGACAAGAAAAUCACUUAAGCCCAGGAGUUGGAGGUUGCUGUGAGCUGUGACGCUAUAGCACUCUACUGAGGGCCAUAAAGUGAGACUCUGUCUCUAAAAAAAAAAAAAUCAUAGUAGGACAGGGGCAGUGGCUCAGGCCUGUAAUCCUAGUACUUUGGGAGACCAAGAUGGGAGUAUUGCUUGAGGCCAGGAGUUUAAGAUCAGCUUGAGCAACACAGCAAGUGGCAGUCUACAAAAAAAAAUAGAAGAAAAAAUAAUUAGCCAGCAUUGUGGCACCCACUUACAAUCCUAGCUACUAGAGAGGCUGAAGCAGGAUCACUUGAGCUCAGGAGUUUGAGGCUACGGUGAGCUAUAAUUGUGCCACUGCACUCUAGCCUGGCAACAGAGUGAGACCAUAUCCAAAAAACCCCUGAAAUUAUUGUGUAUAUAGGGUCCCAUGCUAUCUACAGUUUUAGGCAUCCACCAGAAGGUCUUGGAACAUGUACCCCUUAUAUAAGGUAUUUGAUCCACACUGGUACCUGAUUUCCAGGGUCAUGAAGACAUGGGUAAGAAUCAUGGAACUAUAUUGUCACUAACAAGCUGAGUGUCCUCAUGCCCAGUGUGGGGGCUUAGUAACAGCUGUGACUUGCGUGGCGUGCCGAACACGUUCACUUGUGCAUUCAGUCAGUAUUUCCUGAGUUCCUGCCAUAUGCCCAGCACUGGGGACACAGUUAUAGGACUGUCAAAAAUCUCUCCUUGUGAAAAUGGCUUUCUCAGGGGGAAGGUGGGGAGCAGAGGAAGACAUAUAACCAAGCAACAAAAUAUAUGGUACAUCAGAUGGCAAUAGGCACAAUGGAGAAAAUAAGCAGGCAGAGGGCACAGAGAAUGCCAGAGGGAGCUGGGACAUCUAUUAUUCUCAAAAGUGUUGUCAGGGAAGGCUGUUGGAUGAGAUACUUGAGCAGAAACCCAAAGAAGGUAAGGAAGUAUUAGAGAAAGAACAUUUCAGGCGCAUGCAAAGGCCCUGACAAGGGAACGUGGCCGUCAUCUGCCUGGAAUGGCAAGGAGGCAAGAGCAGCCAGGGGAGAGUAGCAGGAGAUUCUCCCAGAGAUGUAAAUGGAUGCAGGUUAUGCCAGGCCUUGGGAUUCAAUGGUAGGGUUUUGGCUUGUACUCUCAGAGUAAUGGGAGCCAUUGCAGAAUUUUGAGCAGAAGAGAGACCUGAUCUGUCUAGUGUUUUAAGAUGAUGACUGGUUGGGUGGCGUCUGUGGUUCAAAGGGUAGGGCACCAGCCCCAUAUGCCGGAGGUUGUGGGUGCAAACCCAGCCCUGGCCAAAAAAAAAAAAAGAAAUGACUGGGUUCCUGGGUGGAGAACAGACUUUAGGAACAUGAGGUCAGGAUCCAGGGGACCGAAAAAGUCGAAGUACUGCAGGCAAGAGAAGGGAUUUGGGUAGGCCAGGACAACUACCUGGAAGGGGAAAGAGGAGGAGGAGUUGGGCUAUGGGUGUAUUUCAGAAGUAGAACCAAGAGGAUUGCAUAUGACUUCUUCCUGUCCACCCAGCUUUGGGGACUCUCAGGUUAUUGAGGGAAGUGAGGUCACUAGAGGUUCACAGGGACCAGACUUUGGCAUCUGUCAUCCCAGCCUCCUCUGUCAGCCCCAGAAAUGACCCUGAAGUUCUCUAAGACUGUGGUGGGGGGUGCAGAUGCCACCUUCUGCUUCCCCAGGUGUCUGUCUUCACAUACUCAGGACUUGAAGGAGGCAGCCCUGGGGGCAGGGUAUACAAAUGGAGGGGACAGGUGAGGACCCUGGUCAGAGACCUGAAAGUCACAGCUUUUCUCUUCUGCAGCCACAGGUGGCUGCGAUGGGACGGGAACCAUGAAUGGUGCCACCCCCGGCCCCGCCGCAGCUGCCCCGGUCCCGGUGCCAGUCCCGGACUGGCGGCAGUUCUGUGAGCUGCACGCCCAGGCGGCCGCCGUGGACUUCGCUCACAAGUUCUGUCGCUUCCUGCGGGACAACCCGGCCUACGACACGCCCGACGCCGGAGCCUCCUUCUCCCGCCACUUCGCCACCAACUUCCUGGACGUGUUUGGAGAGGAAGUGCGCCGCAUGUUGGUGGCCAGGCGUGCUGAUGCCAUGGAGCCGGAGCAUGGGGAGACCCCCGCCCUCAAGGCAGCGGCCUACGGCCACUCUCGGAGCUCGGAGGACGUGUCUGCGCACACAGCGACCAAGGCCCGCGUCCGCAAGGGUUUCUCUCUGCGCAACAUGAGUCUGUGCGUGGUGGACGGUGUGCGUGACAUGUGGCACCGGCGCGCCUCACCGGAGCUGGAUGGUGGCACUGCUCCAAGGGCUGCCGAGCCCCCAGCGGAGCCGCGUGACAAGUGGAUGCGGCGCUUGCGGCUGACACGGACCUUGGCAGCCAAGGUCGAGCUGGUGGACAUCCAGCGCGAGGGCGCACUGCGCUUCAUGGUGGCUGACGACUCAGCCGCUGGCCCUGGGGGCGCUGCCCAGUGGCAGAAGUGCCGCCUGCUCCUGCGCAGGGCUGUCGCUGGAGAGCGCUUCCGCCUCGAGUUCUUCGUACCGCCCAAGGCCUCCAAGCCCAAGGUCAGCAUUCCCCUCUCGGCCAUCAUCGAAGUCCGCACCACCAUGCCCCUGGAGAUGCCAGAAAAGGACAACACAUUUGUGCUCAAGGUGGAGAAUGGGGCCGAGUACAUCCUGGAGACCAUCGACUCACUGCAGAAGCACUCGUGGGUAGCUGAUAUCCAGGGCUGCGUGGACCCCGGUGACAGUGAGGAAGAUGGUGACCUCUCCUGUGCCAGAGGAGGCUGUCUAGCCAGCCAAGUGUCCUCCUGCAGCUGUGAGCUCCUAACAGAAGAGCUUCCCCGGCCCCCAGAGACAACAGCAGCCAUGGGUGCUGUGGUGACAGCCCCCCACAGCCGAGCUCGAGAUGCUGUCGGAGAGUCCCUGAUCCAUGUCCCACUAGAGACCUUUCUACAGACCCUGGAGUCCCCAGGCGGCAGUGGCAGUGACAGCAAUAACACAGGAGAGGAAGGAGCAGAGCCAGAUCCUGAGGUUGAGCCUGAACAAGAGCUCUCCGACUACCCUUGGUUCCAUGGGACGCUGUCACGGGUCAAGGCAGCGCAGUUGGUGCUGGCGGGUGGGCCCCGGAGCCACGGCCUCUUUGUGAUCCGCCAAAGUGAGACUCGGCCAGGGGAGUACGUGCUGACCUUCAACUUCCAGGGCAAGGCCAAGCACCUGCGCCUGUCCCUGAAUGGCCAUGGCCAGUGCCACGUACAGCACCUGUGGUUCCAGUCUGUGCUUGACAUGCUCCGCCACUUCCAUACGCACCCCAUCCCGCUGGAGUCAGGGGGCUCUGCUGACAUCACCCUGCGCAGCUACGUCCGUGCCCAGGGCCCCCCACCUGAGCCGGGACCCACGCCCAGCGCCGCGCCCGCGGCCCCCUCCUGCUGGAGCGAGCCGGCCGGCCAGCACUACUUCGCCAGCCUCGCUGCAGCCGCCUGCCCGCCAGCUUCGCCCUCCGACGCUACCGCUGCCGCCUCCUCGUCCGCAUCGUCGUCCUCGGCCGCGUCCGGGCCUGCGCCUCCCCGCCCUGCGGACGGCCCGCCCAGCGCGCGCGGCCGAAGUGACAGCGCGGACCGCCUGCUGGAAACCGUGGCUGGCGGUCCGGAAGAGUCCCCGGAGGCGGCUGGGGGCCGAGCCCGGGCAGUCGAGAACCAGUACUCCUUCUACUAGCGCCCGCAGCGCUGGGGAGAGACGCGAAGCUCUUCAGUGAAGACAUGAUGUUAUUAAAGAGCCUGUUUUAGGGACUGC